Etheostoma cragini (Arkansas darter) is the source of this 1098-nucleotide messenger RNA. It is a transcript of the gene zdhhc12a, whose product is annotated as zinc finger DHHC-type palmitoyltransferase 12a. Gene Ontology annotation, biological process: peptidyl-L-cysteine S-palmitoylation; protein targeting to membrane. NCBI's taxonomy places the organism in Eukaryota, Metazoa, Chordata, Actinopteri, Perciformes, Percidae. Gene Ontology annotation, molecular function: protein-cysteine S-palmitoyltransferase activity. Bases 269 to 1075 code for a protein of 268 amino acids. The transcript is spliced from 5 exons. The record is from RefSeq and is a predicted model, not a curated record. Gene Ontology annotation, cellular component: Golgi apparatus; endoplasmic reticulum.
AGGCUAACGGAUAAUAUAGCUAGCUAGCUACAGCCUUUCUUGAACUGUCUAUGGCUACAACCAGGGGAAAAAAUAAAAAAUAAAAUCUGCAUGUAUUACUGUAGCUAGCUACAUGAUACCUUUAUAAAUUCCAAAUUUCUUAAUGGAAUAGUUAAAACGUAUUUUAUUUAAUAUGUAUUUUUUAACAUUGUAUAUGUUUUAUUUUCGUAAAAUAGCAAUGUUGUUGCUAUCGAGGCUAGCUAGUUAGCAGCGGUGCUAACAGAUUAAAAUGAUGCAGAACAUGUUUCGGACCGGGUUUCUGGUUCGAGCCACACACACCCUGCUCACUUGGGUCAUAACCCUCAUACUGUUCCUGCACAACACUGAUUUGCGGAAGUGUGAGGAGCAAGGCGAGCUGUUGCUGCCAGUUCUGUUUUUCCUCCUGGUCGUGCUGUCAGUGCUGUUAUACUUUGCCGUUUCUUUAAUGGACCCUGGCUUCGUUCUCACUGACAGUGUAAAGGGUUCAAAUGAGGAAAUGGAGUCAAUGAUUCCUCAGUCUUCGAGCCCUCGACUGCGACGCUGUGGAUAUUGCCUACUACAGCAGCCAAUGAGAGCGAAGCACUGUCAGACGUGUAAACACUGCGUUCGUCGCUUUGACCACCACUGCCCCUGGAUCGAGAACUGCGUGGGAGAGAGGAACCACCGCUGGUUCAUCGUCUACCUGCUGGUGCAGCUGCUCGCUCUGCUUUGGGCGCUUCACAUCGCCCUGUACGUGAGAGUGUCUGGCAUCUCACCCAGCCUCACAUGGGUGCUGUGGUUCAGAGUGAACGGGUUCCUGUUGGUGGCGCUGGUCCUUGUCGGCGUCUUCUCUGUGGUGGCAGGGAUGCUGCUGGGCAUCCACCUUUACCUGGUCUCCAUCAACUGCACCACCUGGGAGUUCAUGUCGCGCCACAGGAUCGCCUACCUGAAGAACUGCGGAGACGAGGAGAACCCGUUUGACCGCGGCGUCUUCUGCAACCUGUGGAAUUUCUUCUGCAUCUGCAGGACGGUGGUGUGGGAGCAGACGUACGACAGAAACACCCCAAAUUCUGUCUGAGCUCCAACCAGACGGCCGUCACC